Messenger RNA from Coffea eugenioides, 1882 nucleotides. RefSeq names its product cytochrome P450 81E8-like. The coding region runs from base 134 to 1630 and encodes 498 amino acids. Lineage: Eukaryota; Viridiplantae; Streptophyta; Magnoliopsida; Gentianales; Rubiaceae. The transcript is spliced from 2 exons. Gene Ontology annotation, molecular function: iron ion binding; oxidoreductase activity, acting on paired donors, with incorporation or reduction of molecular oxygen; monooxygenase activity. The record is from RefSeq and is a predicted model, not a curated record.
AAUCAAACUUACCCUGCAUCAUGAUAUAAGUAUUCCAACCGCAUCAGCCCUGCAACCUCAUAUAAAUACUUAUUUUCGUACACACGUAUUCUCUAUAGAAUUUCAUACAAGUUCCCAGCAGACUGAGCAAAGCAUGGAAGAAACUACUUUGUUAAACACAGCAGUAUUCUGUGUUUUACUCUUGGCUUUAGUUUUCAAGUUUUGGCAAAGAAGAAGCCAAAAUAUCCCCCCAAGUCCGGCACCAGCUCUCCCGAUAAUAGGCCAUCUUCACCUCAUAAAACAACCUCUCCACCGCACCCUGCACAAAUUGUCUCAAAAAUGUGGCCCGAUAUUUUCUUUAUGGUUUGGCACCCGCCUUGUGGUGGUGGUGUCAUCACCAUCCAUGGUGGAGGAAUGUUUCACCAAGAAUGACAUCGUGCUGGCGAACCGGCCCCGUUUAAUCCUAGGCAAGUAUGUAGGCUACAACUACUCUGAUAUUAUUGAUGUCCCCCAUGGUGACCAUUGGCGCAACCUUCGCAAGCUAUUUACAAAUGAAAUACUUUCUCCUACUCGUCUCAGCAUGUUCCUCUCCAUUCGAGAAGAUGAAAUCAUGCGUUUGCUCCGAAAUUUGUAUGAAAUCUCUGACAAUAAUUUCGGAAAAGUCGAGCUGCAAUCCAAGUUUUCGGAGCUUUCUUUUAAUGUAAUCAUGAGGAUGGUUACUGGGAAGCGAUAUUUUGGUGAAGGUGAGGACACUGAGGAGGCUAAGAAAUUUCGGGGCCUUAUUCGCAAAGUCUUUGAAAGCGCUGGUGCAUCAAAUCCUGGAGAUUUCUUGCCAUUAUUGAGAUGGGUAGAUUACAAGAAUUUUGAAAAGAGUUUGGCGAGGAUAGGUAAAGAGAUAGAUGUAUUUUUCCAAGGUCUGAUUGAAGAACACCGUUGUGACAGGAGCAAGAAUACCAUGAUUGAUCAUUUGCUGACCUUGCAAGAAUCACAGCCAGAAUGCUACGACGAUGAAGUCAUCAAAGCAAAUAUCUUGGCCCUGUUAUUUGCUGCAACAGAUACAUCAGCAGCGACAAUGGAAUGGGCAAUGUCUCUUCUACUUAACCAUCCCAACGUAUUGGAGAAGGCAAGAACUGAACUCGAUACUCAUCUUGGAAAGGAUCGCUUAAUUCAUGAACAAGAUUUACCAAAGUUGCCUUACCUUCACAACAUCAUCAUGGAGACUUUUCGUUUAAUCCCUCCAGUACCUCUCCUUGUACCCCACGAGGCUUCUGCAGAUUGCAGAGUUGGGGGAUAUGACUUGCCAAGUGGGACGAUGUUGCUGGUAAAUGCAUGGGAAAUCCACAGGGAUCCCGACGUUUGGGAUGAUCCCACAAGCUUCAAGCCGGAGAGAUUUGAAGGUCUACAAGUGGAACCAAGCAAGCUGAUGCCCUUUGGAAUGGGAAGAAGGUCUUGCCCUGGUGCAGGCCUGGCACACCGCGUGGUUGGUGCGGCCUUAGGAUCAUUGAUACAAUGUUUUGAGUGGCAGAGGGUUGGUCCAAAGAAGGUUGAUUUGGCUGAAGGAAUAGGGAUCACCACACAUAAAGCAGAGCCAUUGGAGGCGAAAUGCAAAGCGAGAGAAUUCGUUGACAGGAUUCUUUCGGAAGAUCAUUGAAUGUCGCCAAACAUGGCUCCUUUAUGCUUAAUUUAUUCGAAUGAUGUUAGAAGUUUAUUUUGGUUCUUUUGAUUUACUAAAUCUUGAGUCUAUCUCUUGCCAAUGGGGAUGUAAUGAUUAACUCAUAAACGCUUUGAGCAGAAAGGAGGGAAAAGAGAGGCAAAAUUCGAAAAAUUUGCUGCUCAAAAUCACAAGAAUCAUAAUAAACAGCAUGUUAAAAGAGAUGAUUGGUCUAUUUUGUUGAAUCUUGUG